Lachancea nothofagi CBS 11611 is the source of this 129-nucleotide messenger RNA. Lineage: Eukaryota; Fungi; Ascomycota; Saccharomycetes; Saccharomycetales; Saccharomycetaceae. The record is from the annotation of a GenBank genome assembly.
AUGGUUAUUUCCACUUCACUCGGUACAACAAGGCUCUUUCCUAUCAGACAAGGCAUGUCUUUCUACAAAGCAGUUGGAAAUUACAUGAUUGUGUGCACAUGUAAGUUCAUUUUCUUCUUUGCCGGAUGA